AUGUCUGGCUCGGAUAUUGUUUCCACGCUGAACCUCCUCAUCAAGCUCGGGUCAGAAAUUAAGACCCGACUUGACUCGUUCAACCAAGCUGCCGAGGACCUUCAACUGCUGACCACCAGCCUUAUACUUUUGUUGAAGGUUUUUGAGAAUCCCAUAAACGAGGACAUCAUAAAGACCCAUGGGUCGGAGUUUAUGAAUAUCCUGGAUAUCCUACAAAGCAUUGCAUAUACAUGCACAAAAUGCGCGAAGGCCCUGGACAUUGACCUUGCUGGAACAAUAACUGCGAGUAAGAACCUAGAAGCGCGUGGCAAGAAAUUUGUCCAGCGGAUACGGGCUUUCAGCAGGAUGCCUGACCUUCUUGCUGAAAUUAAACGCAAGACCGAACAACUUGAAAAGGUAUGCAGCGCAGUGUCUGUUACAAUUCUUAGCGACAUUAGAGAACAAAGGAAGCCGACGAGUGGAAAGGAAACUAUUGAAUCCACCCCCGUCGUGAAAACACAAUUUGUAUAUAAAAACAUACUCGACCUUGACCUCAGCACGGAUUUUGCUAGUGUCGACCAGAUGGUGGGAAACCUCAUGAGGGAAUGCAAACACCUUCAUCAACGACUCCAGGAGGCUACUCUAUUUCCCGACACGUCGGCUAUUAAAGAUUAUCAAACGCUGAACCCAGAAGGAGCAUCAUUUUGGAAGGAUAGAUUUCAAAAAGAUGAACUCAGCGCCUCGGCUCUUCGCUAUGAGACAUUAUACGUUUCUUGGGCACGCUUCGUCCAUGAGGUAGAAACGUCUUUUAUUCUCAAAAAGAUACCGACUGGGAUUUUUCGAACUGGAAACAUCGACCUCCUUCACAAGCAAGGAUCUCACUAUUGCAUCGAUCGAAGCGGCACGCGUCGUCUUUCCACCAUCCGGCCUCUCUGGCUUCCGGCUCUUCGGUUUGCUCUCGACCCGCUGCACAAGGGUUACGUUAAGCCUCGGGACUAUUUCAAUCUUCUUCACGACUUCUCCUUAUCGGAGACACUUAGAAGAUUGGUCCUCGAAAGCGCAGGCUAUGGUACACUCGUUGAAUGUGAAAGGGCAUCCGGGGAUCUUGCUUUCCCGGCGGCAAUUGAGUCCCCUUCCGAUCACGUCGGCUGGAUCUCCGCUCAAAUCGUUGCCGUUCCAACACCCGAUGAACUUGGAAUCGUUACCGAGCGGGAGGUCAUGGAAUCAAGCAGCGACGAUCUCUUUGCUUACUUUAAUGAUAUUACUCAAGACGUUCACGUUUACGUUCGCUACCUUCAGACCGGUCAAAUCGAGCGUAAGAAUAUCUCAACGCAAGUUCGUCCGAUCGGGGGCAUUUCUAUUGGCGCUGCAUUGUCUAUCCGGCAUGAGCUGGAAUCAGGUGAUCAUGCCUGGAGCUGUGAUCUUCACAUCACCGAGUUCAAGGCAUAUUACGGGGGGCAGUACGUUAUUACGGCGGGCGUGGGUUCAACUUCUAUUGUGUUUUCCACGAGGCCUCUCAAGGCUUCCUUCGAUAAGAUGUUACGCGACGACAACAACUCCUCAACUUCUACCAUACCGGAGUUUGACUGUAUGCUUCUGGGGCCGUCGAAGGUAUUCAUUAACCCACCGAAAGUUGGCGAAAAGGUCCAGAUCGAGUACGACGGAUUUUGGUAUGAUUCGAGAGUCACGGCAGUGGACAGCGAUGAGAUAGAGUAUGUCGACUGGGACAGUUUACCAGAGCAAGUCCCAACCAACAUUACAGAGGCUCAGGACGAUAGUAACUGGGAUGAGGAAGAUAGCGGUAGCUUUUUUUUUUCGGAAGAGCAGUUAACACAACUCGGAAAGGGCACGCGGCGGCUAUGGCGACCAUGGCGGAAAGACAUCAGAAGGUACGACGUUCGGCCUUACCGCUGCUUCCAUAUCGGCGACUCUGUCGAGGCACCCGUCAUGUACCCGGAUUUUCGAUUCCACUAUCAUGUUACCGACAACUCGCAGCUCUACCUUCCUGCUCGAAUUGUUGACGUCCAAGGUGACCAGUAUGUGAUUGAAUUCAGUCCGGCGCUUUCGGUUCAUGGGUGGUGGCCGGGAAGAAUGCCCAAGGGUAAACAAGUGGACCUAGUGCCGGGAUCAGGCAUAAAGGUAGAAAACCCGUUCGACUUUAAUCGCCUGACGGUAGGCAUGGAACAGGUACGUCCUUUCUCUGCGGGGCCGCGACCGGUUUUGGGUGGUCAGUCAGCAAAGCCGUCUGGGUGGAGUUCAUUUCAGGGCGUUCACCUCCGCAACCUUGAGGAUCUUUUGGAGCGGAGUCUUUGGAACGACGACCACGGGGGUCAGCAAACCGGCGGCCAGAGGGACCGGAGCCCAUUUGUGAAUGAGGAAUAA
Molecule: messenger RNA, 2361 nt
Organism: Arthroderma uncinatum
Lineage: Eukaryota; Fungi; Ascomycota; Eurotiomycetes; Onygenales; Arthrodermataceae
Exons: 3
Coding region: 1-2361 (786 amino acids)
Source: RefSeq, a predicted model, not a curated record